This is a messenger RNA of Sander lucioperca (pikeperch), 2047 nucleotides long. It is a transcript of the gene btr30, whose product is annotated as E3 ubiquitin-protein ligase TRIM39. Gene Ontology annotation, molecular function: zinc ion binding; protein binding. Bases 112 to 1944 code for a protein of 610 amino acids. Lineage: Eukaryota; Metazoa; Chordata; Actinopteri; Perciformes; Percidae. The transcript is spliced from 13 exons. The record is from RefSeq and is a predicted model, not a curated record.
GUGGGAACUCCGAGCACCUGUGAGUCCCCGCCCACCCGUGACGUCACAGACCAACCUGAGUUUCAGGGUCCGACAGAAAAGAGUCCCAGAAAGGAAGAAAGCAGCAGGGCGAUGAUGGCAGAGGCAGCGCCCCCAGAUCUGUUCUCAGAACAGGAGUUAACCUGCUCCAUCUGUCUGGAUCUGUUCAACCAACCGGUCUCCACUCCCUGUGGACACAACUUCUGUCAGGCGUGUAUCGGAGGUUACUGGGCGUCUGGCGCGGCGUGCACCUGUCCUCUCUGCAAGCGCCAGUUCGACGAACGCCCUCAGCUCAGCGUCAACAAAGUCUUCGCUCUCAUCGCUGAGAAAUUCAAACUGAGCCGCUAUGGCGCCGCGGGGUUACCUACGUUGGCCGGGAACGGGAUUCCAGCGCCCGCGGCGGCUCAAGACGACCUGUUCGUGGCGGAGCCACCCGGCGAGGACGUGGUGUGGUGUGACGUGUGCACGGGCCUGAAGCAGCCGGCGGUCAGCUCCUGCCUCACCUGCACCGCUUCGUACUGCUCGCUGCACCUGCAGCCGCACCACAGCACGCCGUUCUACGCCAAACACCCGCUGAUGGCGCCGCAGGAUGCGCUGCGGGGGCGCACCUGCCGCGUGCACCGCCGCCUGCUGGAGGUGUACUGUCGGACAUGUGAGCGCUGCAUCUGUGCCCUCUGUGUGCUGGACGAACAUCGGAUCCACAAAACGGUCUCGGUGCAGACGGAGAGACUCAGCAAACAGAAGCAGGUGGCGAGGACGGAGCAGGAGAUCCUGAACCGGAUCGGACAGAAAGAGAUUCAUGUUACUCAGCUGAAGAGGAAACUGGACGGAGUCAAGAGCUACGCAGACGGCGAGCGCGGCGAGGUGGAGCAGCUUCUGGACGACGUGGCGGUCUCUCUGGACCGGAUCCGGUCCCGCGUGGUGGGGGGGAUCCAGAUCCAGCUGGAUGACGUGAUGGAGAAGGGGACGGGGCUAGUGAAGCGUCUGGAGGCGGAGCUUAGCCAGCUGACUGAGAGGAGAGCAGAGCUGGAGAAGCAGGCCGUCAGCCAGGAUCACAUCGGCUUCCUACAGAGUCUGGACUGUGCGGCGGCCCCCCUGGCUGAGGACCAGGAUGAUGAUCUGGAUGAAGAGUUCUCAGAGUUUUCUCUCAGCUUCCAGCUGGACGACGUCAAGAACUCGCUGGCCGACAUCAGGGACAGGAUGGACCUCAUCAGGAUGGGAGGGGGACCAACACGGGGCUCAGUGUCCAAUGAGCUGAUGGCAGCAGAGAGCAUGCUCAGUCUGAGAGGAAGCUCGGCCAGUCUGAGGAAGAGUCAGUGGUCUCUGAGAGAUAUGAAGAGGAUGAAACAUGUCUCAGGACACAAGAAGGUGCGAGUCUACAUGGAGGACGUGGCGUUGAACCCCGUGACGGCGUACCCCUUCCUGAUCCUGUCCUCAGACAGGAAGCAGGUGAAGCGCGGCGAGACGCUGCAGUUCUUCCGGAGCAACCCGCAGCGCUACGACGUCUGGUCCUGCGUCCUCGCCAAGGAGGGCUACGCCACCGGCCGCCACUACUGGGAGGUGUUUGUCGGCGAGAGCAAGGACUGGAAGCUGGGCGUCGUCACGGAGACAGCGAGCAGGAAAGGGCUGUUUGACAUGAGUCCGUCUAACGGGUACUACGCCCUCUGGUGGAGCGGAGGCCAGCUGAGAGCACUCACUGCCCCCCCCCUCACUAAGGUGAAGUGUCCCCCGAGGCUGCGUCAGGUGGGCGUGUUCCUGGACGUGGACGAGGGUCACGUGACCUUUUAUAACACCAAGUCUGGCUCGGAGAUCUACAGCUUCAGCGGAUCCUCCGAGUUCACUGAGAGGAUGUUUCCUCUGCUGGGAACCGGAGACAAAGAGACGCCCCUGGUGCUGAUGACCACGCAGACCCAGCCUGAUGUCUGAGGGGGGGGGAUAAUGGGGGAAGAAAAAGGGGAAACCUGGACAGUUGUUGACUUAAAAAUGUGCCAAAAACAUUGGAAAAAGUGCCACAAAUGUCAUAAAAAGA